AUGGACGAAUCACCCCCUGACUUCUACGACGUCUACCUCACCGAGCAGCACGGCGUGCGCAACCACCUGGCCAUCUUCAUCGAAACCAUGCCCGACGCGGAACCCUUCUGCAACAGCGGUCGGCUCUACCAUGUGGUGGGCACCAUCUUGCGCGGCAUGGACUACGGCCAUCGCAACACCCCCGAUCCCGAAUUGCUGCCCGGCUAUGUGAUGGACUCGAAGCGCAAGAUUGCCGUGAUCGCCAGAGACGACGUGAUCCGAUUCGAGCGGGAAUGUGCCGAAGAAAUCCCACCUCCCCCGGCUCAGCUGACCCUCAGUGGGAAGCCUUUGAACCGGGCCGUGCCUUUGUAUCGCUGCACCGACUGGGUGGAGGACGUGGUGCAUUUGGCCUUCGAACUGGGCAUCUUCAAGAGAGAUGGGAAGGAGGGCGAGUUAUACUUUGGAACGGAAGAAGAUUGA
Molecule: messenger RNA, 459 nt
Organism: Aspergillus luchuensis
Lineage: Eukaryota; Fungi; Ascomycota; Eurotiomycetes; Eurotiales; Aspergillaceae
Exons: 1
Coding region: 1-459 (152 amino acids)
Source: RefSeq, a predicted model, not a curated record